Macroventuria anomochaeta is the source of this 2384-nucleotide messenger RNA. RefSeq names its product HET-domain-containing protein. The record is from RefSeq and is a predicted model, not a curated record. NCBI's taxonomy places the organism in Eukaryota, Fungi, Ascomycota, Dothideomycetes, Pleosporales, Didymellaceae. Bases 118 to 2112 code for a protein of 664 amino acids. The transcript is spliced from 3 exons.
CGGGUAGCUGCACAACACCACUUGCCCAUCCUCAAACCACUACUGCGAUCAUCUCGAAUAGGCUGAAAUGUCCUGUCGCUUCUGCCUUGCUGUCUGAGGGGCGACUCAACCUGGUCAAUGCCUCUGCCUAAGUCCCUCCGCCGUCCCGUACGUCGCACUUCAUCAGCGUCAGCUGCGGGGACGUCACGACGAAGGAGAUGUCGCACGUGCAACAACCUCGAUCCUCGGGGUCAUACAAACUCCAUCCAAGAUGCUGAAGCUCUCAAAGAACCCAAGGCAAGUUUGAACCUGGUCCUUGAUGCACUAGCCUUAUCCAAUGUCAAACCCACAACAAAUGGCACAUGCCGGUUUUGUGUGGUCCUUGUCCAAGCGCUCGACGCAUUCUUCAGCGAAUGGCGAGGAAGUCGAUGUAGAGUCAAUGUAAACAUUAAAGAGAAGGGCACGAUCAAGUUAAGCCUCGAUGGAGGCCAAUGGGCGGGCCAAAUGGUUGAGAUAUAUGCGGGGUCAGCUUCGCGAACUCCGUGGCCUACGCUCGGAGCAGCACAUCACAUUCCAGUCAAUGCCGGCUCUGACGAAUCUUUCAACUUCAUCCGUCGUUGCAUACAAGGCUGCCUCGCCAAUCCGAAGCACACAGCUUGCAAAGUCACUUGUGAACCAUCCGUGUCGGCUCCGAAGCGUCUCAUAGACGUAGGACGGUCGACAAAGCCGAUUCGUAUACUGGAGACGCAAGGAAAAGCGUUUCAAUAUAUUGCUCUCUCACAUUGCUGGGGUUCAGCAACUCCUUUGACGGCCACGAAGUCUUCUUGGGCCAAGCUCACUGUCAACAUACCGUUCGGUGACCUUCCACCCCUCUUUCAGGAUGCGAUUAUCAUCACGCGACAACUUGGUCUACGAUAUCUCUGGAUCGAUUCGUUGUGCAUCAUUCAAGACUCUAUAAGAGACUGGGAAACAGAGGCUGCGAAGAUGGCCAGCAUCUACCAGAACAGUUACGUUACGAUAUCGGCGACCAGCGCGAGCAAUGGUAGCGCGAAGUGCCUGUCAGACAGACAGAAACCAAUCAAGAUUCCAUACGAAAACACUACGAAGAAGGAGUUUGCUCUGAGAGCAAGGGUGUACUCAAAUCACCAUCCGGAUGCGAAUGGCAAACCGGCAACGCCAACAGGCCCUUUGACUUUACGCGCAUGGGCUCUCCAGGAGCAUGCGCUAAGCACAAGAGUGUUGCAUUACACAUCUACCGAGUUGAUGUUCGAGUGCAGAACCUCUUACCGUUGCGAGUGUAUGCCGGAACGCAAGACGCGGGCAACAACCCCAGCACUCAUUCCUAGAGCUGUCGCGAGUAAACAGGCCGACGCCGUCUGGGCUGCAUGGCACCGCAUAGUAGAGCAAUAUUCGACACGAGCACUCACUAUGCCAGGAGAUAAGCUUCCAGCUAUAUCUGGGAUCGCAAGUAAGAUCAGAAAGGCAACACAUUCCGACUAUCUUGCUGGUCUCUGGAAAAGCAAUCUGGCUUUCGAUUUGUUGUGGCAAAGGACCGUACCUACGCCAUCUGAUGGCGAUUUUCACGCUCUUGAAACAUGGCGCGCACCGUCUUUCUCUUGGAGUUCACUCGAUGCACCUGUCACUUAUUACACGCCGGACGAUGACGAGCGGGAGACAUGCCGGUCUAGCAUAACCCUUGUCUCAUCAACUGUCAUCCCCACAGGUCUCAAUGCCUUAGGCACAGUAUCCGACGCGUCCGUUACCCUGCGUGGGCCUACAGCUACGGCAACCCUCUCGGGCAGAUAUAUUCGUGGUGCUUGGGAAUACACCCUCACUAUCAAAGGCACAAGUGCGAUCCAGAUCGCACACGACUGUUGUCUCGUCAAGGCCGGGGUCAUAUCCGAUGCCAAUGAAGAGCAAUGGACGGUCCGACGAGCAAAGCAAAACCAGACCUUGUCCGAAUUCGAAGCACCUGUACUCUGCUUGGAAGUGGCACGAUACGAUGACUUCAUCUCAGGGAUUGUGUUGGGCCUCUCGGAGCAAAAACCUGGGGCAUGGGAACGGCUUGGCACGUUCGCAGCAGAAACAGAGAGUUUGCGGCACACAAAGGAAAAAGAUUUGGUUCUCGUAUGAGCACACCGUGCAUAUCAUGAGGAUGCGCCCUCUGUUCGAAACAUACCAGGGGUAUGAAAACAUCCCUAAUACCGCUUGACUGCCCCAGGCCAACUUUCCGACACUUCCACCAUUCAGCGUUGCUCGUCGUACUCGUACUGUGGGUCGGAAAAUAAAUGCAUCAACGUGUUUCCGAAUUGGCACCUGUCUCUCGCUCGCCAGUCAUGGGCCUCAGUCCUGGCGUAAAUGCGAUGUUUCAUGGCAGCAGAGGAUAUAUACUCUGAUCUACUCCA